AUGCUGCUUUCGCCAUUCGGGUCGCCACGACGACUGGCAGUUGUGACGAUACUUGUCUUCCUGGCAAUCGUCGUCCUGGUACGCAACUCGACUUAUUCCGAAUACCUUCCCAAGUACGACCUUCCCAAAUUUACCAACGGCAGAGUGCCCGAGGACACGACAACCGGCAGCAGCAGCUUCAAGGAAGACUCGGGAAAGAGCGAGCUAUGGCAGGAGUACAAGCCUGACCAGGACAAGAUUCACGCAGCGCCACCUCCGCCGCUAAAGGAGGAAGAGUACGAGGAGAAGCCCGUACACACCACCAUCGUCACCACCUCGCAUUCGUCUUCGUCCUCGUCAAUCUCAACGUCCGUCGCAUCGUCCUCGGAUUCAGUGAGCACAUCUGCCACAAAGACAGGCACUACUGCCAAAAUCACACCUUUUGUACAUGCUUCGUACAAGGAGUUGCAGGCAAAGAUCAAGGAGUUUAUCCAAUGGGAUCGUCCAAACAAGGGCGGCCAUUGGCCUGGCUACGGCGACUAUGUCGACAAGGAUUAUGAUCCGAAUCGAUGGGAGGGUCUGCCCAUGAACGUCGACUACUACGCAUCCAACGGCAUCAACCAGCUCGAGAAGAUGGGCUUGAACGCCACUCCCUACCUGCCAUACCCCGAUUACCAAUCCACCGAAUACAAGAAGCAUUGGACUGGGGAAUAUGUUUCCUGCAAGGGCCCUCGCGGUCAGACACUAGACAAGAGUCCGGAAGACCUGGUUCACGCCUGGCCACAAUUGCCCCAGAACUUCCCCAACAUCAGUGUUGGUUCGGAUCUGGGCAUCGACUUGAACUCAUGCUUCGACCGCGAAUCACGCUACACUCCAUACGACAGCACAGCCAAGAAUGCACCCGAUUGGGGAAGCGUGCGCUGGGGCGAGUUGCAGAACGACUGUCUGAGCAAGAACAAGGAGCGCUACGGCGAACACCAGCGCAAGUCGAUGCAGCUCAGACCCAGCCGAACCAUGCCUAAAGAGGAUGAGUCGACACAGCAUGCCGAAUCCACAAACGCUGCUAAGCCUCAUCACCGUACCGCUAUCCUGAUCCGCACCUGGGAAGGCUACGUAUACACCGAGAACGACCUUCAAGCCAUUCGCUCUCUUGUCACCGAAACUUCCCUCCUCAGUGGAGGCGAGUACCAAGUCUACCUUUUCGUCAACGUCAAGCAACGCGACGCCGAUAUCUAUGACAAUGAGGAGACAUACAACAGCGUCCUCCAUGCCGUCGUUCCUGAAGAGCUCCGUGAUAUUUCCGUCCUCUGGACUGAAAAGGUCUGUGAAGAGUGGUACCCCAAGGUUGGCGACUGGCAAGUCUACUGGAUGCAGUUCAUGCCUCUGCAAUGGUUCUCAAAGACUCACCCCGAAUUCGACUACGUCUGGAACUGGGAGACCGAUGCUAGAUACACCGGAAACCCCUACCACUUCCUCGAACAGGUUAGCUUCUUCGCUCAAAAGAUGCCGAGAAAGCAUCUUUGGGAGAGAAACGCACGCUUCUAUCUCCCCGAGGCCCAUGGAGAUUUCCAAUCUUACCUCGCAGAUACUGACGGAGCUAUCGCAAAUGCGACAAAGCAAGGCAAUAUGACUCCUGUAUGGGGUGCCCUUCCUUACGCCUCGACCCAAAUUCCCAUCGGCCCGAAACCUCCGACCAGACAAGAAGACGACGAUUUCUCGUGGGGUGUAGGUGAGGAGGCUGAUCUUAUUACUCUCCAACCAAUCUGGGAUCCUAACGACACACAAUGGUCCUACCGCCACAAGAUCUGGAACUUCAUCCCCGGCGUCCGACCAAUCUUUACAGCCGAAAACGGAGCAGCUGAAGGGUUCUACCACGAAGGUUUCGAGACUAUUCCCCGUCGCGUCUUCAUCAACACGCUCGCCCGUUUCUCCAAGCGCAUGCUUCACGCCAUGCACGUGGAGAACUUGAAUGGCAGGUCUAUGCAAGCGGAAAUGUGGCCUGCGACUGUGGCUCUCCAACACGGUCUCAAGGCCGUCUAUGCACCCCACCCCAUCUGGUCCUCUCACCACUGGCCCGCUUGGUACGCUGACGCGAUCUUCAACGCCGACGCCGGAAUCCCUGCUCGUUGGUCUCAACAGUUCGAUUCUGCAUAUGCCCACGAUCGCGAAGUCAACUUCAAAACAUGGUCGUGGUAUUAUGCUACCGACUUCCCUAAGACGUUGUUCUGGCGCUGGCUCGGCUGGGAAGCAGAAGAUGACGGUCUGGGAUCUUGGGGAGGCAAACAAGAUGAGAAUGAGGGUAAGGAUAUCAGGGGUAUUGGCAUGGUAGGUGGGCAAGGCAAGAUGUGUUUACCCGGUAUGCUGUUGCAUCCUGUAAAAAAGGUUUCCAAACCCCAAGGGCAGAACUAG
Molecule: messenger RNA, 2388 nt
Organism: Aureobasidium pullulans EXF-150
Lineage: Eukaryota; Fungi; Ascomycota; Dothideomycetes; Dothideales; Saccotheciaceae
Exons: 2
Coding region: 1-2388 (795 amino acids)
Source: RefSeq, a predicted model, not a curated record